AUGUGAGAAUUCGUAUCGGCAAAAACCGAUCGAGGUAGGCUGAACGGAUAACGGUAAAGACGCGGCGAGAAUAAUUAAUAAAUUUGCCUUUGACUAGAGUAGGUAUUGGGAUAUUUUCGGGACAUAGAUCGAAGUUCCGCUCAGGGGUUUUAUCAGUUCCUUUAUUUUAUAUUUAAACUGAAACGACAGGAAGUCAGUCUAGUCAAAUUAUACCGAUUAUAUUUCUUAUUAAUAAUUCCCGUCUCCAGCAGAGUUGAUCUGAGUCUCAAAACUGUAGCUUGAAUGGAGUAGUUUGAGUUCAGUAUAAGAAGAAGUUAAAAUUUGUGUUUUCUGUACAAAUAAGCUAGCCGAGAACGCUACAGCUGAGAAAUUCGGAAACCAAAUUUUAUUGAACAAAUUUUGUGUGGCUGAAACAGUCGCGCGGACAGCUACUGACCCGAGCGGCAAGUUCUCGCCUUUGUAAUCCCGGCUCUAAGUACUGUUUUGGACUUAACUCAAUCGAUGAAGCCGAAACAAGCCGGAUUUUCAAACGAAGUCUCGUGAAGAUAAUAAUGGCUACUGAUAUGAAGAUUUGGCGAUGUUAAAUAAUGGCGAAAACCCUUUGCGCGCGAAACGCGGCUCAAAAUGUAACUGCAUCAAGAAAAACUUUACUCUUUGUUUUAUCUUGUUUUCUACUUGAAUAAACGCAUUCACAGGUCAAACUACCAAGAGCCUGAAACACGGCUCCCUUUUAACAUAAUUUUGCUCAGUCAGCUUGUACUAUCACAUAAAACUUUCGGGUAAUUUUUGGUGCUUAACUAUGCAGAAAUCCUGAAAUAGGGAUUAACUGAAACCUUUCCGAGCGAUCACGAACUUCUGACAUUUCAGUUCAAUAAGGUUAGAUUUUCAUUUCGAACUAUCCGUCCUUAGGCGCUGGGCUAAGUAUUAACCACCAGAAAGAAGAAAGAAAAAACGAAGUAGGUUCAUGGGUUCAGCGGGAAACAAAGAAAGCCAUUUUGUCAGUCUAUAUUGAAAAAGAGAACGUUAUUAGAAUUGGAAUAAGAUGUAGUUGCCAGUGCUUGUUUUGGCAAAACGGCUGGCGCAAACAUUCCCUCUUCAAACAGAGUCGUUUUGCGGAAAGACUGGCUUCCAGUUAUGCUUUACCAUAUAGUUCAGGUGCGUUGGUAGUCAAUCGGCGAAAGAGGGCAUAAUUGUGAGGAUGUUAAAUAAACAUUUUCGCCGGAAAGGCUCCUUUUUAAAUGUUGAGGCAAACAUUCCCACUUCAAACAGAGUCGUUUGGCGGAAAGACUGGCUUCCAGUUAUGCUUUACCCUACAGUUCAGGUGCGUUGGUAGUCAAUCGGCGAAAGAGGGCAUAAUUGUGGGGAUGUUAAGUAAACAUUUUCGCCGAGAAGGCUCCUUUUUAAAUGUUGAGGCCUAGGUAUCCGCAAAAAGUCGUCCAUGUGUCAGGGUAUUUUUAUUCUCUAAUAAAACGGCCUCUGUUUAUCCUUACGAUGUGUAAUUUUGCUCUCUGCGGGGUCGAUCACUCUAUAUCGCCAAUAUGCUGCAGAGUCUAUUCAACAGCAAACUAGUUUAACUUGAAAAGCUUUCGUCCUGAAAAAUAAUUGAAAAAAACCCUUCUCGCUGGCAAUUUCAUUUGUUUAACGUACUGUAAAUACUAAGGGAAAUGACUUUGACGCCUUAAACCUCACGUUUUUUCUCUUCGCGGAAUUUUACGAUCGAGUAAUAUGAAAAUAAUAUCUUAACGAGACAAACAGUAACAAUCAAACAUUUACAUAAAGCUUACAAAUUUUAUUUAAAUUCUUGCUAACGAAAUGAGAAUUGCAACAGCUGUAGUACUGCUGUUUCCUAAACUAACAAUGAAACAUUUAUCCAUCUGUCUUAUCUUUCCCAUCACUUCCCACCGGCAAAAGCAUUUAACAAUAAAUAUCCAACUCAUUGGCUCUUGCAAAUGGAAAUUGAUUUUAAAAUUUGAGUUUGUAAUUAGGGAUAUGAUAUUUUGCGCAGAACUCCUUUUGAGCCGAAAACGUUCACAGGAAAUUAGCUGAUGACGCUUUGUUUUAAUGCGCAGGGAUCACAUCAACAAGCCAAUAGCAAGAGAUGGAGAAAUCAUACACCACAAACCGCAUCUGUGCCAUUUGUGGGGAUCGCUCAUCAGGAUUUCACUACGGCGUACAAAGCUGUGAAGGAUGUAAGAGUUUCUUCAAGCGAACUGUCCAAAAACAACUACAUUACACAUGCGUGGAGAGCAUGUCAUGCCAGAUUGACAAAAAUAACCGGAUAAGGUGCCAGUUUUGCAGGUUUCAGAAGUGCUUGUCCCUAGGAAUGCUCAAAGAAGCUGUACGAGAGGACAGAGCACCUGGUGGCAGACCACGAAUCAAGUCAUUAAUUGGAAUGAAAGAAAACGCUGACACAUUUGUGUCAUCUGAGUUGAUUACACAGCUUAUCCAGGCGCGCCCUGAUGCCACACCAAAAAGAAGACCAGACUACUUGGAACUAGGUUUUGCCGAUAUCUACCCUUUGAACCCUGUGGAAAUCGUUAUGGAGUUGGUCCUACAGGAAGUAGACUUGAUAGUGGCUUGGGCAUAUAAAGUUCCCGGAUUCGGAGAGCUGGAUCGGGACGAUCAAGCCAGUCUGGUGUCCACAGCUUUGCUCGAAUUAUUGGUUCUUCGUAUAUGCCAGCGGUCCGGUGCUCAUCAGGGCUCAGUGCUGUUAGCUAAAGAUGUGCUUCUUAAUCCCGAGCACUCUUUUAAUAUGGUCCUUGAACAGUGGUCCUUACAACUGGCGUGUUUCGCUUAUAAGCUGCAAAGCUUGCAGCUUGACAUGGCGGAGUUUGCCUGUGUGAAUGCCAUUAUGCUAUUUGAGCAAGAGACAAGUUCAGGAUUAAAAAACAGAGAGAUGGUGGACUUCAUCCUAAAUCGUUCCCUUGACGCAUUGCGGGACUAUAUCAAGUGUUCGUAUCCCGACAAGCCAAGCCGCUUUGCUCACAUUUUGCUCAGACUUCCGACACUGAGAGGUGUGUGCUCGAAGAUGGCACACGAAUGCUUGUUCGCGCAAUCUUUUCUCAACCUGGCUCUUCCUCAGGUGCGGUCGUUUAUUUUGCAAAAAUGACAAGGUAGAAGAAAAAAAAGCGAUUGAGCGAUUUUUGUGACUCGUCCGAUGGACCUCAGGCUAUCGUGUUAUCAUGUUGCAUUAGCGACACUAAGCUGAAGAUGGGUAAAUAGGUGCACAAUGAGCACACUUUGCAGUCCCAUUUAUAGAUGUGUUAGUAAGUACCGAUAAAUAGAUUUGCAAGGCCUGUGUAUGUUUUACGGCCCAUUUCGCGUAAUUGCUCAGUUAGAUUACUAUAACGAAAUAUGAUCAAGAAUUAAUAAAAAGGUACGCUAGGCGCACGUGUGUCUAAUGCGACUCGUGUAUUGGGUAAUUGCAUGAACUGAAAAAAUAUGGGUAAGAAAGAGUAAAUAGGUACUCAUAUAGAGGGGCACCAUUUUGUAAGUCCUUAAUUGACUGCAGUAGAGUGCUCUUUUCUCUUUUUAAAUAAAAUUAUUAUUAUCUAUUUCAUGAUCUACUGUUUAGUCCGCUAGUGCGCGUGUGGUUCACGGCCGGCUCAUGCAAUAGAUGGCUGUUAGUGGGACUGUAUCAACCGAAAGAAUGUUAAGAAAGUGGCAGUACGCAAUAUAUACAGCUAGCCAAGGGCUGGCUUCAUGCGCCAGGAUUUACUCCUCUACUAGUUAAUAAUUUUAGAUAUUGAAUGAUCAAAUCAAGUAACUGUAAACAGCAUAUUACAGAGUCGUAUGUAAGGUAUUUAGCCUAAGCAUCUGCAAUGUACCAGCGAAAAGGGCUUCAUUAUUUGUUAAGACGACAACAAAUUAGAAUGUACUAAAAUGAACAAAUAAACAAAUAGAGUUGAUUGA
Orbicella faveolata is the source of this 3912-nucleotide messenger RNA. RefSeq names its product retinoic acid receptor RXR-alpha-like. The record is from RefSeq and is a predicted model, not a curated record. Gene Ontology annotation, molecular function: nuclear glucocorticoid receptor binding; DNA-binding transcription factor activity, RNA polymerase II-specific; zinc ion binding. NCBI's taxonomy places the organism in Eukaryota, Metazoa, Cnidaria, Anthozoa, Scleractinia, Merulinidae. Gene Ontology annotation, cellular component: nucleus; transcription regulator complex. Gene Ontology annotation, biological process: cellular response to corticotropin-releasing hormone stimulus; regulation of transcription by RNA polymerase II.